AUGAUACAUCGAAUUUCUCUACGCUUUUUCUCUUCAGAUGUGCCAGUUUUAAGUAAGUACAGCCGACAUCUAUGCCACGUCAAACUCAACCGUCCUAAAUCAUUGAACUCUAUGAACAUUGAGAUGUUUGAUGUCCUCAUGCAAAAUCUAAAAGAUUGGGAUCAAGACAAGGACACCUGCGCUGUUCUUGUCACUGGGGAAGGUGAAAAAGCAUUUUCAGCCGGUGGAGACAUAAAAUCAGUCUACGAGGCCAAACAAAAAGACCCGAAAUCAACUCUCCCAUCAAUUUUCUUUCGAAAGGAAUAUGUCACUGAUUAUGGCUUUGCCCGAAUGAGGCCAAUCCAAAUUAGUGUAUGGGACGGGAUUACUAUGGGUGGAGGUGCUGGUAUUACAAUUCAUUCACCUAUAAGAAUCGCCACAGAAAGGUCAAUUUUUGCAAUGCCAGAAUGUGGGAUCGGUCUAUAUCCAGACGUGGGGUCAAGCUAUUUCUUAUCAAGACUUCCAGGAAGCUUAGGCUUAUACUUAGCAGUCACUGGGAGCAGGCUAAACUCAACUGAAUUAGUUCAAGCAGGGGUUGCCACUCAUUAUGUCCCUAGUGACAGAAUCGCUGAUCUGACUGAACAGCUCAUUGAAAAAGUCAAUCCACAUACAAAUGUUGUGGGAAUUAAAAAACUUGUCGAUAAAUUUGCUGAAAAAGUUGACGAAAAUAAUAGUUUUUAUGAAGAAAUUGAAAAACACUUUGGAGGAGUCACAAGUCUUGAAGAAAUUCAUACAAGAUGUGCAGCUUCACAAUCAAACUUUGGGAAAAAAACGUAUCAAGACUUGAUGAAACUGAGUCCUGUAUAAUUUAUUAAGGUAAAUAUUCAAAAAACUGUAGUAAAUUAAAUAUUAAUAAAAAAUGAUAAAUAUAUAAUAUAGGAAAGGAUAUCACAAAAAGUAGCAUUUGAACAGAUAAGGAGAGGUAUACAGAUGAGUUUGGAAGAAGUUUUCACAAUGGAAUAUAGGAUUUCAAUGAACUUUGCAGCUGGUGAUGAUGUAUAUGAAGGAGUGAGAGCGAUUUUGGUAGAUAAAGAUAAAUGUCCUAAGUGGAGCUUCAAGAGUGUAUUUGAAGUGCCUGAUAAACUUAUAAUGCAAUAUUUCGAAAGACCUUCAUCGCCGGAUUUUAAGGACUUAUAUGUCAGAUCUGAACUGAGAAAAUUCUUAGAAAUGAAAAGAGAUUACAUAAUUACUACUUAA
Blepharisma stoltei is the source of this 1236-nucleotide messenger RNA. Lineage: Eukaryota; Ciliophora; Heterotrichea; Heterotrichida; Blepharismidae. The record is from the annotation of a GenBank genome assembly.